Molecule: messenger RNA, 396 nt
Organism: Colletotrichum tamarilloi
Lineage: Eukaryota; Fungi; Ascomycota; Sordariomycetes; Glomerellales; Glomerellaceae
Exons: 1
Coding region: 1-396 (131 amino acids)
Source: RefSeq, a predicted model, not a curated record
AUGUGCACAAUCCACAUCAUCAAAUGCCGCGAUUGCGACGUAAUCGAAUCGACGUGGCGUCAAUACUGCCCCUCCACCCCACCGAACCGCCUCUGUCAACGGGGGCAAACAAGUCUUAUCACCACGUACCUCCUCCGAGGCCACUGUGACCUCUGUCUGACGAAGACGGGGACGUAUGGUACACUCGCCUCCGUCGAGACCACGUCAACAAUGACACACGAAAUCAUGAAUCAGAAGAGUAGGUCCGGAGGUUUAAAUAUUCUUCGCGACACAGGGUUGGCCACCAGACUUAGCAUGGGAUUGAAACGGAUGGCAUCUGAGGCCAGAAGAUUCUACUCAAGUCUAGAACACGGUCUAUCGAGCAGGGCCAAGACUCGAUGGCAGGGCGUGAAGUAG